GCAAGCGCAACGGAGGGGGGCAGUCUCCAAGGCAACCGGGUUCAACAGCUCCAGCGCUGCGGGCGUCUGGAGGCCCCAGCGCCCAGCCCGGAAUGUGCGCCGCGGAGGUGGACGACCACGUAGCCCAGCGAUACCUGCUCAAGCGGCGGCUGGGGAAGGGGGCCUACGGCAUUGUGUGGAAGGCAGUGGAUAGGAGGACUGGAGAGGUCGUGGCCAUCAAGAAAAUCUUCGAUGCCUUUAGAGACAAGACAGAUGCCCAGAGAACGUUCCGGGAAAUCACGCUGCUCCAGGAACUUGGGGACCAUCCCAACAUCAUCCGCCUCCUGGACGUGAUCCGGGCGGAGAAUGACAGGGACAUUUACCUGGUGUUUGAGUCUAUGGACACUGACCUGAACGCCGUCAUCUGUAAGGGCAGGCUGCUGAGGGACGUCCACAAGCGCUACAUCUUCUACCAGCUUCUGCGGGCCACCAAGUACAUCCACUCAGGACGCGUCAUCCACCGGGACCAGAAGCCGUCCAACAUCCUCCUGGACUCCAGCUGCGUGGUGAAGCUCUGCGACUUUGGGCUUGCGCGCCCCCUCAGCAGCCUCCCUGAGGAGCCUGCGGGCCAGGCCCUGACAGAUUACGUGGCCACGCGCUGGUACCGGGCUCCAGAGGUGCUGCUGUCCUCGAGCUGGUACACCCCUGGGGUGGACAUGUGGAGUCUGGGCUGCAUCCUGGGGGAGAUGCUUCGGGGGAGGCCCCUGUUCCCUGGCACAUCCACACUCCACCAGCUGGAGCUGAUCCUGGAAACCAUCCCUCCACCAUCCAAGGAGGACCUCCUGGCUCUUGGCUCAAGCUACAGCGCCUCUAUCCUGCCCUGCCUGGGGGCUCGGCCACGGCACACGCUGGACACUCUCCUGCCGCCGGACACGCCCCCGGAGGCCUUGGAUCUCCUCGGGAGACUCCUGGUGUUUGCCCCCAACAGGCGGCUUAGCGCAGCCCAGGCCCUGCAGCACCCCUACGUGCAGAGGUUCCACUGCCCGGCCCGUGAGUGGACACUGGACUCGGCCGUGCGGCUCCCAGUGCUCGAGGGAGUUCAGCUCUCCGUCCCCGAGUAUCGCAGGCGCGUCUAUCAGAUGAUCCUGGAGCGCAGGGGUGAUGGCCGCGUCCCCGGAGAGAAGGGCCUGGGGGGCACCCCCCGGGAGACAGAGCCCAGUGGGCCCCGGGCGCACCUGCUCAAACCCAGGGCCAUCCAUCAGCUGUCUCCGGGCUCGCCUGCACAGAAGCCGGGACGCAGACCUCAGAGCAGCCCGGGUCGCCAGGGCGCCCACGACGAAGCCUGCGGAGCCAAGAACCUUCCCCGGCAGAGCUCGGCCCCCCUGCUGCAGCCUCCGCCGCCAGGAGGUCCCGGGAGAGGGGACAGGCCCCCUGGGGCGGCGGGGGCGGCGGCGGCCCCCUCGGCGCCCUCGUGGGUGGAGCCCAGCGGGAAGGGGGCGGCGCCCUCCCUGGCCUCGCAGACCGCCGCCCAGGUGACCGUCCAGGCCCUGAUCCGGAGCGACUGGCACCCGCGCCGCGGGGAGAGGGCGGCCGGCGCGCGGCGGGUCCCACGCGCGCUCCCCGCGGAUGCCCCGCGCGAGCCCCGGCCGGGCCGGAGGAUGUUCAGCGCCUCGGCCUCGCAGGGCGCUCAGGGCGCGGCCAGGGCGGCGCUCGGGGGCUACUCUCAAGCCUACGGGACCGUCUGCCGCUCGGCGCUGGGCCGCCUGCCCCUGCUCCCCGGGCCCCGCGCCUAGGCCGCCCUUCCAGCUCCCACCCGGCUCUUCUGCGCAACCCCGGAUUUGCCCCUAGGUCCCGGUGCUCCUCGCCCCCUUUUGCCUGGCCGCAUUCUUGGGAUUCCUGGAGCUUGUCCGGGCCUCCUGGGGGGGAGUUGAGCUUCCCACCCAUCCCCAGUCGCUCCCUCCAAUAAAGUCUGAUCCAUCCCCA
Canis lupus familiaris (dog) is the source of this 1962-nucleotide messenger RNA. RefSeq names its product mitogen-activated protein kinase 15 (gene MAPK15). Gene Ontology annotation, cellular component: cytoplasm; nucleus. Lineage: Eukaryota; Metazoa; Chordata; Mammalia; Carnivora; Canidae. The record is from RefSeq and is a predicted model, not a curated record. Gene Ontology annotation, molecular function: ATP binding; MAP kinase activity. Bases 93 to 1772 code for a protein of 559 amino acids. Gene Ontology annotation, biological process: protein phosphorylation; intracellular signal transduction. The transcript has 14 exons.